GCCGUGUCGUGUUUUCCUUGACUUCGUGUAGUCACAACUUUGAAAGUGGUUACUAAAUGUUUUGCUCGCUUGCUCUAAAAGAAUAACCAUUAUCCGUUUAUGAUUUUAAUAGGGAUUAUAAAGAAGGCUGAAUCCGCUGUGAUAUUUUCGAUCGUCACUGUACGCCAAGUAGUAGUGAGUACGUCGUCGAUACUUCUAUAAGCAAGUACAACCAGGAAGGUGGUCGUAGGUCGCCGACACAGAAUAUUGACAUUGUUCGGAGAGGUUGUCGAGGGUGGAAACAAUGAGUCGCGUAAAAGAGGAAAGUCAAAGUUUUUCUCCCCAAUGCCCCAAACCGGAUGAGUCUGAGGAGCCCCUGGGCACGGCCAUGGAGACGGGAGCUGCAAAGGAUGCAAGUGUGAGUAGCGAAGCAGUGGUGAUCACCAGGGAAAUGGAAGAAGAAGAGCAACAUCUGAUGGCGGAAGGUGAAAAGAGAGAGAAGGAAAUGAUGGACGAGGCCCGUCAGUCGUGGGAGAGAGACUCUCAUGAGAUGCGCUUCAAAAGACUUCAGCAUUUGCUCCAGAAGAGCAACAUCUACUCCAAGUUUCUGCUGACUAAGAUGGAGCAACAGCAGAACGAGGAGAAACUCAGGAAGGAAAAACUUGAAAAGAAGGCUAAAACGAACACACACAGCGCCGGGCCUGAAAAAGAUCAAAAGAAGAGAAGACGAGAUGACUACAAAAUUGCAGAUGUCAUUUCUAAAGACGAAAUCAUGUCACGGGCUAAGAAAGCCAAAGUGGAAGGAGUGGAAGGGGCCCAGGCCAAGAAGAAGCUCGACGCCAAGGAUAUCGAGAGCAUGAGCGACUCCAACCAAGACAUCAAAAAACGCCUGGCCGAGACGGUGCGAGACAACGCCAAACAUCUCCUGGACCCUGGUAGGACGGUGAACGGACAGCCGGUUCCUGCUCAGCAGCCACAGCUCUUCACAGGCGGGGUCAUGAGGUGGUACCAGAUCGAGGGCAUGGAGUGGCUUCGAAUGUUGUGGGAGAACGGCAUCAAUGGGAUUCUGGCUGAUGAGAUGGGUCUGGGGAAGACUAUCCAGUGCAUCGGCCACAUCGCCAUGAUGUUAGAAAAGAAAGUGACGGGCCCCUUCCUGGUGGUGGCGCCACUCUCCACUCUGCCUAACUGGAUCAAUGAGUUUAAGCGCUUUACACCGCAGGUGUCUGUGCUUCUCUAUCACGGCCCCCAAACGGAGAGGAGCAAACUGCUGAAGCACAUGCGCAGACCUCAGGGGCCCCUCAACAUGUGUCCUGUUGUCGUCACCUCAUUUGAGAUCGCCAUGAUUGACAGAAAAUUCCUUCAGCGCUGUCAGUGGAAGUACUUGAUAGUGGACGAAGGCCACAGGAUCAAAAACCUUAACUGCCGCCUGGUGAAGGAGUUGAAGAUGCUGCCCACGGACAACAAGCUGCUCCUCACGGGGACGCCACUGCAGAACAACUUGGCUGAGCUCUGGUCCCUUCUGAAUUUCCUCCUCCCGGAGGUCUUUGAUGACCUGAAGAGCUUUGAGUCGUGGUUCGACAUUGACACGCUAGGUGAGGCAGAAAGUGUGGUGGCGGCUGAGCGAGAAGGGAACAUCUUGAGUAUGUUGCACCAGAUUCUGACUCCGUUCUUAUUGAGGAGACUGAAAACUGAUGUGACUCUGGAGAUUCCGCCGAAGAAGGAGAUCGUUGUUUAUGCCCCUCUGACUGACAAACAGGAGGUUUUCUACACUGCCGUGGUCAACAAGACUAUAGCCAAAGUUCUCGGUCAGCACAAGACCGAGGCUCCUGUCGUCUUGACGUCGAGUGGCCGGCCAAAGCGCCGCAAUCAAAGAGUGGUAAACUACAGCGAACAGGAGAGGGACACACCAUCCAGCUUGGAAAAACAUCUGGAAACGCUUCAGAAGGAGCAGAGCUGGUCUCUUGUGCCGGACGUGCAGUGCCCACUGGAUGCUCAGAUCAACCUAAAAAUGCAGAAUAUUCUCAUGCUGCUCAAGAGAUGCUGCAACCAUCCCUACCUGGUGGAAUACCCCCUGGAUCCCGCCACUCAGGAGUUCAAGAUUGAUGAGCAGCUGGUCCAGAGUUCUGGGAAGUUUCUCAUACUUGACCGACUUCUGCCUGCACUCAAGGAACGAGGACAUAAGGUUCUCCUCUUCAGUCAGAUGACCUCCAUUUUGGAUAUUCUGAUGGAUUAUUGCUACCUGCGUGGCUUCCAAUACAGCAGACUGGACGGCAGCAUGGCCUAUGCCGAGCGGGAAGAAAAUAUGACAAAGUUUUCCAAAGACCCGGAGGUUUUCCUUUUCCUUCUUAGCACUCGAGCUGGAGGGCUUGGCAUCAACUUGACGGCUGCUGACACCGUCAUCAUUUUUGACAGCGAUUGGAACCCCCAGGCAGACCUGCAGGCUCAGGACCGCUGUCACCGCAUCGGACAAACCAGACCGGUGGUGGUCUACCGUCUGGUCACGGCAAACACCAUCGACCAGAAGAUCCUGGAGAGGGCCUCGGCCAAGAGGAAGCUGGAACAGAUGGUCAUCCACAAAAAUAAGUUCAAAGGCGGGAGGGCGGACUUGAACCAGAGUAAAAGCUGCAUUGAUCUGAAUGAGCUGAUGGAGCUGCUCCAAGCCAGAGGCGCUGAGAAGGAAGUGAAAGCAUCGAGGGGGAAGGUCAUCAGCGAUAAAGACCUGGAUUUUUUACUGGACCGCACUGACCUGUUGGAUAAAGAAAAGGGAAGGACGAGGAAGGAGAAGGUUGGGGUUUUCAGAGUGAUGGAGGCUGAUGAAUCGUCGGCCAUCGCCUUGGCUUAAGAAGACCCCCGCGCUCAUCUCCCAACCCCCCCCCCCCCCCCCCCCACCACCCCACUUGGUCAUUUGGCUCACACCAUCCUUUUAACCCGCCUCCCUGUCCGUCCUGCUCACCUUUCCUCGACUGUACCUCACAUCAUCACGACCUUGUGACCAAAGGAAGUCAUUUGGUGUCUGUGAUGGUUGAUGCAUGUGUUAACACUGACACUGUUCACGUUAAUAUAAAGGUUCUUGUAAGAGUU
Molecule: messenger RNA, 3060 nt
Organism: Doryrhamphus excisus (bluestripe pipefish)
Lineage: Eukaryota; Metazoa; Chordata; Actinopteri; Syngnathiformes; Syngnathidae
Source: RefSeq, a predicted model, not a curated record